UGUAAUUUUGGCUAAAAAAGUUGCAUAGUGGGCCUUUAAGAAAAGAAGCGGGCGUGAUCACACAGGCAGUUUUUUUCUCAGGUGCGAGUGGAUGUUUUACAUUAUCAUCCUAUGAUACAGAGUGUUUUUGUAAAAUCAUCCUGGGCGCUUUUAAAAAUACCGCUGCCAAUGGGUUUUUUCACUGCUCUUGGUGGUUUUCAAGUUGGGAAAAUUUCAUCUCGCCAAGAAAAAGCAACCCGAUGUCAGGCAGUUUUUUGACAGCUGACCAAUGAACGAGAACUUACGUCACUAGGAAAACCGUUGGAAAUUCAAGAAUGGCGACCCAAACCAAAAAGUCUUUCCCGAUGGAGCAACUGGUUGUCCUUGUAAGUGAACAUUUUGAGCUAUACGACAUGACCAACAAGUUGUACCAUAACAUCUAUCACAAGGAGAGUAUCUGGAGGACGAUCGGUGGGAUUUUGGGACAUAAGUGGGAGGAUUGCCGUGACAAAUGGAAAUACCUUAGAGGCAAGUACGGCAAAGAGAGAAAGGAAAUGAAGGAGAGGAAGAGUGGAUCGGAGGGAGGCCAUAAGCACCAUUGGAAAUAUGUCAACUUAUUAUCUUUCCUGGAGCCUCAUGUACAGGAAAGGCUCACUGUUAGUAACUUCGACCAGCCAAGCCAGACAGCAGAGAGCAUUCUGAAUGCAAUGUGUGAAAACAAUGAGACUACACUGGAUGACACAAUGAUUAGUCAACCAUGUCCUGGGCCUGGUUCUUCAAAUGGCAGUUCAUCUAGGCCCCCACCUCAUUCAUCUAGGAUCCCACCCUCUCCAUCUCCACCCCCACAACCACCUCAACAACAACAGCAGCAAGAAUUGGGGCCCAUGAGAGUUCAAAGAGGGAGGAAGAGGCAGGCCACUGCAACCAUAACCCCAUACCAGCAACAGGUCCUCAGUGCCAUUGCUAAAGAGGAGAAUGAGCAUGAGCGUUUCCUUCUCAGCUUUGCACCCACACUGGCAAGGUUGGAGCCUCGCAAACAGACAUUGCUAAAGUGUCGAAUGCAGUCACUGUUUUUUUAUAUUGAAUUUGGAGAAGAAUGAAUGAAAUUAUUAAAUUAAAUUAUUACAUUGAAACACCGACAUCUGCUUUGUACCUCUUUCUUUACAUUAGAUAUUCUGAUGGAGAUUUAACAUUUUAUCUUGUUUUAUCACUACAAUACCCACUUUGAUAUACAUAGGAGCCACACAAUUUAUAUUAGGUAUACAACAUUUAUUUAAACUUAUGUCAGCUUUAUCGUCCAUGGGUGUGGUACUGCUUCCAAGAUUCUGAGAAAACUUCAACUCCACCACAUCAUCUGGUGUUUUCUAGUGAUGAAUUGGAAUAGCUUUUAAGCAGAAGCUUUGGGUAGCUCUUAAAAGAGCUGUUGGUUUUGUUGGUUCUUGUAAGGCCUAGAUGUUAUCCUGCCAGGGAACUCGUCCAGCUUCAGACAUGAAGUACUGAGCCAACUUCUCCCUCACUGCUACAACAUCUCUGCCAGCAUUGUUGGUGCCAAGGCGAGGUGCGUUCUGGAGACCUUGUGAUGGCUCAGCUGUGGAUGUUCCAGUAGAUGACCUACCAGGUAUUGUAGUGCUGGCAUCCCACCACAGAAAGUUAUGCAGCAUGCAGGUGGCCUUUACCACGUUCUCUGCCACUUCUGGAGAGAAUCACAGCACCCGACGGUACACUCACCAUUGGGAUGCCAGUAUGUCAAACGCACACUCGACCAUUCUGCGCACGUGAGAGAGACGGGUGUUAAAUGGGUAUGGGCGCAUGAUGUUACGGCGCAAGGGGAAGGCUUCGUCGGCCAGAAACACAUGAGGCAUCGGGCCAAGAUGUUCUGGCCCUGGGAGGAUGGAGUCAUCCGGGAUACCCAAUGUGUUCUGCCGCAAGCAUGCAUACACCUGUUGAUCUUGAUUGUAGCCGUUAGCAGUUAGAUAGCAGUUUCUAUUUCAUUUGCAGGCCUGACAGUCAGGUAGGUAAUGCUAGCAGUCCACAUCCUGUCCAGCAAGCGGCGCUAUACAUAUAAAAUAGGCCUACGUAUGCUGAAAAAGUAAGAACAAGCUCUGCAACACCAAAGAGUAUGGGAGGCAAGACAACAUAGCUUACAUUAGACCUGUUGCUAGGUAACCUACUACCUGCUUGUUACUAGCAGUAAAAUAAACUACGAGACAUACGUCUGAUUUCAUAGGCCUUUUUAUAAAUAUAUUUGCGGAUUUACCUUAAACAAAUUUUGAGUCGUUCCUCUAGAGACUGAUGGCUUGCCUCAUGUGGGUGUCUUGCUUUAUUAUUGAAGGCGCAACGAUGCGCAAAAGUGAUUCAAAUUGACUCUUGUCGAGUCUGAAAUACGCACUGAACCGUACAUUAUCAAACCGUAGCUCUUGAAUCAAACUAUGAAACGCACCGUACUGCUGCCGUCCCCGGUUUAUAUCAUGCACCCACAAACGGGAAGGUUCGUCGUUAUCCUCGUCGUUGGCAUCUGACGCCAAAACAAGGACUAAUUCUCUCAUCCUCGACAUUGGAACUAGUUGACACUGAUUCAAGUAGCGUAGUCAAACCACUUUGAUACGGUAACCGAUUUGCAACGUAAAUGUGCUCUAGAAAAGUGAGGCAGCUACAGGCUUUAUAAAUAGGCAGUGGCUAUUCGUACGAGAAGCCCCUGGCUGCAGCCCGCAGACGGAGCCCACAUGGAGGGGGUGGCACUCAGUCCACAUGGAGGGGGCGGGUAUCUCCGCCCACAUGGAGGGGGCGGG
Gadus morhua (Atlantic cod) is the source of this 2768-nucleotide messenger RNA. RefSeq lists its product as uncharacterized. The transcript is spliced from 3 exons. The record is from RefSeq and is a predicted model, not a curated record. NCBI's taxonomy places the organism in Eukaryota, Metazoa, Chordata, Actinopteri, Gadiformes, Gadidae. The coding region runs from base 315 to 1079 and encodes 254 amino acids.